GACCCAUUUCAAUCUCCUCUUCUCUGCUUCAAAAAUACAAAGAAAAACAGGAAAAUAAUGGCUCCCAAUUCAUUUCUAUGUUCUUCUUCAUAUCCGAUUUUCAGUGUUGUACUUUUGCUUCUUCUUUAUUUAUUUGGUCAGUCUUAUUCUUACGACGACCAAAUUCCAUUAAACAGCUUUACCAUUUCCAGCUUCAGCUACCCUCCGACCACUCUCCGGGCGUUUGAGUUGCGUUACAUCAGAGUUGAAUUGCCACCAUGGUUCUCUUCAAUGUCAUUGGUAAUGCACUCAGAUGUUGACCUUGGUAAUGUAAACAUAGAAAAGGUUCCUAAAAGUAAGCUGCCAAUAAUUUGCUUUAGGGGUGGCAGCCCCCCACUUCCAGAUGUCAAUGGUUCUCCAAAGGAUUCGGGCAGUUCUGUUUUAGUUCCUGCCUUCAAUAGUUCAUUUGAAGGAAUACAGGCUCUUCAUAAUGGAGAGCAGUGCUAUCCUAUGCACAAAAACUUCACAGUUAAUUUGACAAAUGAGCAGAUAUCUUUUGGAGUUUGGUAUUUUGGCCUAUUUAAUGGCAUUGGACCUACAAGGACGCAAUCAAAGAUGAUUAGUCGUGGUCCGGCAUACUCCUUCAGUGCCAACAUUACUGUGGAAGGAUGUACAACCUCAACCAUGUUGGGCCAAUACUGCAACCAGACAAUUGAUUCGCUUUUAUGUUCUACCUAUAGCUACAGUAUUUCAGCAAAUUUUUCAGAAGCUAUGUUGUAUAACCAAACAAUGAAUAUUAUAUCCUGCAAAAAUAAUUUCGAAACUUCUUGUCAUGGGGAUGGUGAACAAAAAGUCUACACUUUGGACGUAAUGGGACUUGCUGAGGAGUUGCAGAUUACAGCUAGGAAUAUCAGUUUUAAUGUAACUCCAAAUAACACUGGCAAUUUUAGUGAACUCAAAUUAAUGUGUAUUGUUCGACAUGGUGCUAUGCCAUCAACGACUUUGCAUGAUUAUUCCAGUGACAUAAGCAAAGCCCCUUUGUUGAUUCGCUCACCAAAGAUCGGUCGAUGGUAUAUUAGCCUCUUACCUGUUAAUCUAUCAAAAGAAUUUAGUGGAAUUCAGGGAACUGAUAUUAAGGUUUGCUAUUCUAUGGAGGCAAAAGUGCUUCAAUGUCCACUGGGGAAGGCUGGACCAAAUUGUACGUGGGAGAAAUUCAUUCUUCAGACAGUUCUCAGGAGAGGUUCAGCACCAUUUGAAUCCUAUUAUUUGCCGGUCAGCAGAAAAGUGACUUCAAAUGGAGCUAAUUUUCCUCUCGAACCCAUUCUUACCAAUACCUCAUAUGGUGAAGAACCGGAUAAGGCUUGGACUUAUUUUGUUUUGGACAUUCCUAGAGGUGCUGCCGGAGGAAAUAUCCACAUCCAACUAACAUCAGACACGAAGAUUACUUCUGAAAUAUAUGCUAGAUUUGGCGGAUAUCCAACUCUUGAUAGCUGGAACUAUUAUUAUGCUAACAAGACAAGAAACAGUGAUGGCUCCAUGUUUUUCAAGUUAUAUAAUUCAAGCGAAGAAAAGCUUGAUUUUUACAUUCUAUCUAUUAGGGAAGGAACAUGGGGUUUUGGAUUAAGGCGUAGGAAUGACACCAACGUUGCUUCCAGAGAUCAGACAACUAUGUCUAUUUCCCUUGAAAGGUGCCCCAAAAGGUGCUCUUCUCACGGGGAAUGCAAAUUUGCCCUGGAUGCAAGUGGUUUAGCGUUAUACAGCUACUGCUCCUGUGAUCGAAACCAUGGAGGCUUUGAUUGUAGUGUUGAAAUUGUAUCACGUCAAGGGCACAUAUGGCAAUCCGUUUCUCUUAUUGCAUCAAAUGCUGCAGCUGCAUUUCCGGCCUUUUGGGCCCUUCGCCAGAAGGCAUUAGCAGAAUGGAUAGUAUUUACAACUAGUGGAAUUUCAAGUGGAUUAUAUCAUGCAUGUGAUGUCGGAACGUGGUGUGCAUUAUCCUUUAAUGUCUUGCAGUUCCUGGACUUCUGGCUCUCUUUCAUGGCUGUGGUGAGCACUUUUGUGUACUUAGCUACGAUUGAUGAAGCCUUUAAGAGAGCGAUACACACAGCUGUUGCUAUCAUUACUGCUCUUCUGGCGAUCACUAAGGCAACCAGAUCUUCCAACAUUAUUCUCGUUAUAGCAAUCGGAACUUUGGGGCUACUUGUUGGAUGGCUUAUAGAAUACUCUUUUAAGCUCAGAUCAUUUUCCUUGCCGCCUAUUGGAUUCUGCUUAACUAUGCUUGACAGAGGGCAAGCUGUUAGAGGUUGGCUUCAUAAUCUUAUCAAGAGAAUCUUUAAACGAUUUCACUGGGGCUAUGUUCUUGCUGGAUUUACCGCACUGGCCAUGGCAGCAAUAAGCUGGAAACUGGAGACCAGCGAAAGUUACUGGAUUUGGCAUAGCAUAUGGCAUGUGACAAUAUACACAUCUUCAUUCUUCUUCCUCUGCUCGAAAGCAAAUAAUGUAAAUAACGACGAAGAAGGACCCCCUGAUCGAAACUAUGAGUUGGCUCGGCAGGAUUCGAUCCCAAGAGGUGAAUAGAGAAAAAAAAGUUUAUAGAAAAAGACCAAAAAAUAAACAAAAAAGAAGAGAGACGGAAAACGUUGCACAAGUAAUGCUGUAGAGAAGGGGAGAAAAAUAGAAAUUCAUUGAAGAAAGAAAGUGUGAAAAUUUACGCCAAGAAAGUAGUAAGAUACAUCAGGUUGCAUCACCUAUGAUGUUUCUUGUACCAAAUAAUUAGUCCCCUAGUUGAGCCAACCGAAGCAUUACUUUUGAUCUUCGUACAUUCUCCUCCUUGUACAAUUUAAGUAAGAUUCCCUCCCCAAUUUUUGAAAAUGGUUUUGGGAGAGGAGAUAUUGUUCUGCAAGUAUCUUUGUACAUGAGUAGGAUCAUAAACUAGAAAUGUUACAGAUGUCAUUGACGAAUAUUAACUUAGUCGGGUGAGUGCAAAAGCUAU
Morus notabilis is the source of this 2968-nucleotide messenger RNA. RefSeq lists its product as uncharacterized. The transcript has 14 exons. Gene Ontology annotation, cellular component: plasma membrane. Lineage: Eukaryota; Viridiplantae; Streptophyta; Magnoliopsida; Rosales; Moraceae. The record is from RefSeq and is a predicted model, not a curated record. Bases 58 to 2553 code for a protein of 831 amino acids.